This is a messenger RNA of Pistacia vera, 1616 nucleotides long. RefSeq names its product UDP-xylose transporter 3. The transcript has 9 exons. The record is from RefSeq and is a predicted model, not a curated record. NCBI's taxonomy places the organism in Eukaryota, Viridiplantae, Streptophyta, Magnoliopsida, Sapindales, Anacardiaceae. The coding region runs from base 250 to 1305 and encodes 351 amino acids. Gene Ontology annotation, cellular component: Golgi apparatus. Gene Ontology annotation, molecular function: antiporter activity; UDP-xylose transmembrane transporter activity.
UAUAAAUAAGAUAACAAAUUAUUAGUUAAUAAAACAAACAGAGAACAAGCUCUCUCUCAUUCUAAUAGGAAGUGACACGAUCAGUGUUGUUGGUUGAUACAUUUCCAUUUCAUUUCAUUUCAUUUUCAGUUGAGCUGUUUCGAAGCCUUCCAAUUCCGCGCUAAAUGAGAUCCAGAUCGAGCCAAUAAAGAGAGAGAGAGAGAGAGAGAGAGAGAGAGAGAGAGAGAGAAAGAGAAAGAGAGAGAGAAGAUGAGUGAAGGCCAGAGGUUCCAGUUGGGAACAAUUGGAGCUUUGAGUUUGUCGGUGGUUUCAUCUGUUUCCAUUGUGAUUUGCAACAAGGCGCUUAUAAGCUCGCUCGGUUUCACUUUUGCCACAACUUUGACUAGCUGGCAUCUUCUGGUUACAUUUUGUUCUCUUCACGUGGCAUUAUGGAUGAAAUUGUUUGAGCACAAGCCUUUUGAUCCUAGAGCUGUUAUGGGAUUUGGCAUAUUGAAUGGAAUAUCCAUUGGGCUUUUGAAUCUUAGCUUGGGUUUCAAUUCUGUUGGUUUCUACCAGAUGACGAAACUUGCAAUCAUCCCCUGCACUGUUCUUUUGGAGACCAUAUUCUUCAGAAAGCAAUUCAGUCGGAGUAUCCAGUUUUCACUAGCCAUCCUUCUUGUGGGUGUUGGAAUUGCAACCGUGACUGAUCUUCAGCUUAAUGUUCUGGGUUCUGUCAUGUCGCUACUUGCAGUUAUUACAACUUGUGUCGCUCAGAUUAUGACCAAUACCAUCCAGAAGAAGUUCAAAGUUUCUUCAACUCAACUUCUUUAUCAGUCUUGCCCCUAUCAGGCGAUGACUUUGUUCAUUGUUGGUCCAUUUCUAGAUGGGCUUUUGACCAACCAAAAUGUGUUUGCUUUUAAAUAUACCCCUCAAGUGUUGUUCUUCAUUGUUCUAUCCUGCCUGAUAUCUGUCUCCGUAAACUUCAGUACUUUUCUGGUCAUUGGAAAGACAUCUCCAGUGACCUAUCAGGUCCUUGGACAUCUGAAAACUUGUUUAGUUUUGGCAUUUGGCUAUGUACUACUUCAUGAUCCAUUUAGCUGGCGGAACAUUUUGGGAAUCCUGAUUGCUGUAGUUGGAAUGGUACUUUAUUCAUAUUGUUGCACUCUUGAUAGCCAGCAGAAGGCUAAUGAAGCAGCAACCCAAUUGCCGCAGGUCAAGGAAAGUGAAUCUGAUCCUCUAAUUAGUGUGGAAAAAGGAACAGGAAUCAUAAAUGAAGGUGUUGCAAAAGCUCCUGUAUGGAAUUCAAACAAGGACCUGCAUGCAUGAGACCUUAUUCUGGAUCCUGAUUAAUUCAUUCACCUUAGAUAAAAUCUGAGUCUGUAAAAGUGUUCCAGCGAUGAAGAUGUUGCUGAUUGGCCUUAAAGGGUCAUGCAUGUAUUGCAUAGCAGGAGAUUGGGUAUUCAGAGAUUACAAGUUGAACUAUAGUAGUCCCAGGGACAAGAAAAUGCCAUUUUAUAUAAGCAGUUUUGGUUAAUAGUUUCUGUAUGAAUGAGGCAUGAAAUGGGAAACAUACCAGAAUUUGAUUUGUUAAAGUGUAUACUGUUAUCAAAUACUGAAAAAUUUCAUCAUUGUUAUAA